AUGACUGAGAUCAAGCAGCUGAUUGACAAGCUCAACAGCACCACCCAGCAACACCAGAUCCUCACUGCUAACGCCACCAGAACACUGAAGAUCAUGAAAACAGAAAUGAAAGCGCUGGAGAAGUUCGACACCAUGCAGGUGAUAAAGGGACGACAAACCAUCGAGGUUCUGAGGACAGACCUGGACAGUUGCAAAAAGGAAGUGAAGGCACUCACCCAGCUUCCACAGCUUCCACAGGGUACUUGUCCUCGCAGCCGGCUUGUUAGUGUUACCGGGCCAGUGUUCUACACAGAAGGAGAGUAUCCUGACUUGUAUUCUUAUGGAGCCUGGGGCUGUGAUCCCAAACCAGAGAAAGGGAAAGAAAACUGGUAUUGGUUGGUGAUGAUGACUUCCAACAACAGAUACUCCAACUACAUUCGUUUUUACUCCAGCCUGAACUCUCUCAUUAGGGGGGUGAGUGCCCCAGGUAAGGAACUGCUGUGUAGUGUCAAACGUGCCAGUCGUCCCUUUGAAGUGGCCGAUGACAGGAUUGAAUUCCUUUGA
Messenger RNA from Haplochromis burtoni (Burton's mouthbrooder), 543 nucleotides. RefSeq names its product olfactomedin-like. The coding region runs from base 1 to 543 and encodes 180 amino acids. Lineage: Eukaryota; Metazoa; Chordata; Actinopteri; Cichliformes; Cichlidae. The record is from RefSeq and is a predicted model, not a curated record. The transcript has 4 exons.